Molecule: messenger RNA, 1233 nt
Organism: Prunus armeniaca (apricot)
Lineage: Eukaryota; Viridiplantae; Streptophyta; Magnoliopsida; Rosales; Rosaceae
Source: the annotation of a GenBank genome assembly
AUGGAACGUCAUCAACAUGUCAUUGAUAUAGAGGAUGAGAGUCCAAACAAUAGUACAGAAGUAGGACCGCCUGUUGUUGUCCUUAGUUCGGAUGAUGAAGACAACGGAAGUAGGAGGCCACUUCAUCUGUAUCAGAAGCUUGUGUUAGAGCAUCCUCCAGACCAUGAUCAACAUAUCAAGAAUUUGGAAGAUGAAAGUCGAAACAAUAUUACAGCACGAGCACCGUCUGUCAUUGUCCUGAGUUCUGAUGAUGAAGAAAAUGGAAGUAGGAGGCCAGUUCAUCUAAAUCAGAAGGUUGUAUUGGAGCCCGUUGGAAGAUUGCUAAAGAAGAACAUGACGGAUUCUGUAGAGGGCAAAUAUAAGAGUAGUGAGUUGGAAACUCUGCUUAGAGAUUUCGAUAUUUGGAUAGAUAAAGAUGUAAAUGUUGGUGCAGCAGACAAUAUGGAUUGUUUAGAGAGCAAAGAUGAGAGAGAAGAGUUGAAAACUGUGUCUGGAAAAGUUGAUAUUUGGAUAGAUAAAGAUAUAGAUGUUGGUUUUGAAGACAAUAUGGAUUGUGUAGAGAGCAAAGAUCAGACAGAAAAGUUGGAAACUUUGUCCGAAAAAGUCGAUAUUGAGAUAGCUGAAGAUGCAGCAGAAAAUAUGGAUCAUGCAGAGAGCAAAGCUCAGACAGAAGUGUUGGAAACUCUAUUCCGUAAAAUUGAUACUGGGAUGGAUAAAGAGAUCAAUGUUGGUGCAGCAUACCUUAUGGUGAUUGGAAAAGAGAAUCAAGUAUCUUCUAAAAAAGAGGAAUGUAAUUGGAAAACUAAUUAUCAAGAGACUAACAGGGGGUGCAUAGCUCCAAGCACAGAGGUAGGAGUUCUGGUUGGUAACAUGGAUGUUGGGACAGAUAAGCCCGAUCAUGUUAUUGGAGAAUAUGAACAUGAUAAGGUCGUUGGGGAAGGUAAUCACGACACUUUCCAGAUUAAAGAACAGUAUCAGAAAAAUGAUAUUGACGAAGAUGAUCUAGCAGAAAUAUGGAAGGAGAUGGCAAUGGCAACAGAAUGUUCCAAGUGGUAUUUUUACAUUCCUACUACCAACACCGAUAUUGUCUCCCAACUUAACCACGUGCAUAGCCUAGAAGGUGUGGCGUUUUAUCACAAAAGGACUGGGCCAAAAGGACUAAACGAACUUACAUGUAUGAGUCACGGAAUGCCAACACUACCGAGUCAACUCAGAGUUUCUCAGUUGGACUGA